This is a messenger RNA of Rattus rattus (black rat), 2057 nucleotides long. RefSeq names its product sodium-dependent glucose transporter 1B. NCBI's taxonomy places the organism in Eukaryota, Metazoa, Chordata, Mammalia, Rodentia, Muridae. Gene Ontology annotation, biological process: transmembrane transport. The transcript has 4 exons. The record is from RefSeq and is a predicted model, not a curated record. The coding region runs from base 61 to 1524 and encodes 487 amino acids.
GGGAGUCCAGAGCCUUUCCGAGCCGCCAAGCUGGAGCUGGAACUGGAGCUCCGCGGGGCCAUGGCCCCGACGACUGGACAGCGGCUCCUGCAGGACCCGGAGGUCCCAGCGACCAACAGGGAGCCGGAGGCAGCUGGGCGCGGCGGCAGAACCCGGGGCGUGCUACUUUGGCUCACCACCCUGGUCCUGUACGCCUCCUUCGUGGGGCUGGGAAUAAGCACUGCUCUCCUUGGGCCUACAUUUCAAGAUUUGGCACGAAAUGUGAACCGAAACAUCAGCGAUCUCUCUAUCAUUUUUGUGGGCCGCGCCUCUGGUUUUUUAUGUGGUACUAUGGUUGGUGGAGUUCUCCUUGACUAUAUGAACCAGUUUUUACUUUUGGGUGUGUCAAUGUCGGCCACUGCAGUUGGGUUUUAUCUCAUUCCUUUGUGCAAGAAGGCGUUUUUACUGAUUAUCAUGAUGUCUGUGUUUGGUGCUUCAAUUGGUGUUGUGGAUACAGGUGCGAAUGUCCUCAUUUUGGACCUUUGGGGGGACAAAGGAGCCCCACAUAUGCAGGCCUUGCACUUCAGUUUCGCCUUGGGUGCCUUUCUGGCUCCCCUGCUGGCUAAAUUGGCCUGGGGUACCACAGCAUCUGCUCAGAACCACACUGAGUCCGACUUUGACCCUCUAAUGCUGAACCGAUCCUCUGAAGCCGCCACAGACUCUGUGUUCGCGGUACCCGAUGAUAUGAAUCUGCUGUGGGCAUAUGCGUCCAUCGGAACCUAUAUUUUAGUAGUUUCUGUCUUCCUGUUCGGUCUGUUUUGUAAGAAACGCUCAAGGCAGAAAAAAACCGCAGCAUCUGCUCAGGAAGUUCGAAGGGCUAAAUACCACAGGGCCCUGCUAUGCCUCCUCUUCCUCUUCUUCUUCUUCUACGUGGGAGCCGAGAUCACGUACGGCUCUUACGUAUUCUCCUUCGCCACCACCCACGUUGGCAUGGAAGAGAGCGAGGCAGCUGGCUUGAACUCCAUCUUCUGGGGGACCUUCGCAGCCUGCAGGGGCCUGGCCAUCUUCUUUGCGACAUGCUUACAGCCUGGGACCAUGAUUGUGGUGAGCAACAUCGGUAGCCUGGCCUCAUCUUUCUUUCUGGUGCUUUUUGACAAGAGCCCUCUUUGCCUCUGGAUCGCGUCUUCUGUGUAUGGAGCCUCAAUGGCAACCACGUUUCCCAGCGGCAUCUCCUGGAUUGAGCAGUAUACCACCUUAACUGGGAAAUCAACAGCCUUCUUUGUCAUUGGUGCUGCCCUGGGAGAAAUGGCGAUUCCUGCAGUGAUCGGAAUUCUUCAGGGACACUACCCAGAUCUGCCAGUAGUUCUGUACACAUGUCUGUGCUCAGCCAUAUUCACAGCUGUUUUAUUUCCUGUGAUGUAUAAAUUAGCCACCUUACCCCUGAAACACCAGCGCAAAGGAAGAAGGAAGAGUGAGGAGGAGAAAGCUUUGAGCAGCAUAAAUGGAAACAUGCAGAGAAAUGGAAUGGAGUGUAUUCUGAAGUAGUUGAAAUGAAGAAUACAAGGAAUUCUGUAAUAGAGAACCCUAGAAAUAUUCUGACUUGAUACACCACAGCCAACACCUCUAAGGCAAUUCCCACAUGCCUCUCCAUGUCUGAGCCUUCUCCAGUUAACAGCGGCAACUCCCUUGUGAAACGCCAGGAGAAAAUGGCCAAACAUUUGGAGAAGACACAUUGUUUAAUAAAUACAUAGUUGCUACUCAUGAGGAAGCCAGGCCAAGUGGAGCCAUAGCAGGGUAUGGGCAAUUUCUAGAGAUCAAAGUUUUCACAUAGAGCUGCUAAAAUGUUUUGACAUGUUCUGGAAUUUCCAGAGUCUUCUGUAAUGUACUGGCUUGUAGUGAGCAUAGUGAAAAAUGCUUUUAGACAUGUAAAACUAGCUUAGUCUGGAUCCCGACCACCCCUAAGGCUGCAUCUGAUAGUCAGAAUCCAGUGACCACUCACUCAAGAUAAUCGGACACAGUCCUAGAAUCCCGUGACACCCACUGGAUGAUAUAAAAGCAGAGACCAAGAGCAAAGCUGC